Molecule: messenger RNA, 704 nt
Organism: Diuraphis noxia (Russian wheat aphid)
Lineage: Eukaryota; Metazoa; Arthropoda; Insecta; Hemiptera; Aphididae
Source: RefSeq, a predicted model, not a curated record
AAAAAUUAUUAUCAUACGGAGCUCACUAAGCAUUCGCACAAUAAAACUAAUCAAUCAGCCUCCAAUUCAUUCCCAAAACCUCAUGGCUUAUUUCCAAUGACGAAUACUUCAUUCAAACUUCCUGCACAUGAAAACAAUUAACGAAACUGUCCCACAAUAUUCUGCAAAUGGUUCCAUUCAAAACUCAACAAUCAGUCAAACAAACUCAUCGUAAGACUCGUGUUCCAUUUAUCGACCUUAUCACGGACCAAUCAGAAAAACUAGGCUUGAAAAAAUCCAAAUGGCCUAGUUAUCAUACCGAAGUGAAUGCAAAAGUUUUAUUUACACUUAUAUUGGUCGUCAAUACGUUGGCGUCUGGAUUUGUUAUUAGACCAUAUGAAAACAUCGAUUAUGAGGUACCGGAUGAUAUUCCUGAAAGUGAUGAAUCGUUAGACCUGGAUGAAGAGGACACGGACACAAACUACGAAGAUCUGCCCAAGACCUUGUCAACGACUGUUUCAAAAGUUACAAAUAUUACACCUUCUACCACAACCAUCGUCUAUGAUUCAGAUGAGAGCUAUGACGAUGAUUAUGUUAGUCGACCUCAACAUAUUAUGAUUAUUCACGAUCACAUUAACCACUAAUAAUAUUUAAUAUUAUUUAUGUUAUUUUAUGCACAUGUAUAUUGUAUAUCCAAAACAGAGAAUGUGUAUUUAAUUGGCACA